ACUCCCAGCAUGCAGCGCGGCGCGCUCCUGCUCCUGCCGCCGCUGCCGCUGCCGGGCGGAGAAGAUGGCGGAGGGAGGCGCGGCGGAUCUGGAGACCCAGCGCACGGACGUCGCGGCGCUGCUCAAAACCGCCCUCCGCAAGGGCGACACCUGGUAUCUAGUGGAUAGUCGCUGGUUCAAACAGUGGAAAAAAUAUGUUGGCUUUGACAGCUGGGACAAAUACCAGAUGGGAGAUCAGAAUGUGUACCCUGGUCCUAUUGAUAACUCUGGACUUCUCAAAGAUGGUGAUUCUCAGUCUCUCAAGGAACAUCUCAUUGAUGAGCUGGACUACAUCCUUUUGCCAACUGAAGGCUGGAAUAGGCUAGUGAGCUGGUACACACUGAUGGAAGGUCAAGAGCCAAUUGCACGCAAGGUUGUUGAACAGGGUAUGUUUGUAAAGCACUGCAAAGUAGAAGUAUAUCUAACAGAAUUAAAACUGUGUGAAAAUGGAAAUAUGAACAACGUUGUCACACGAAGAUUUAGUAAAGCUGAUACAAUAGACACAAUUGAAAAGGAGAUAAGAAAAAUCUUCAAUAUUCCGGGUGAAAAAGAGACGAGAUUGUGGAACAAAUACAUGAGUAAUACUUUUGAACCUUUGAAUAAACCAGACAGUACCAUACAGGAUGCUGGUUUAUACCAGGGACAGGUCCUGGUGAUAGAACAGAAGAAUGAGGAUGGAACAUGGCCAAGAGGUCCUUCAACUCCUAAGUCCCCAGGUGCAUCCAAUUUUUCAACUUUACCAAAGAUCUCUCCAUCUCUAUCAAAUAAUUAUAACAACAUGAACAACAGAAAUGUGAAAAAUUCAAACUAUUGUCUCCCAUCAUAUACUGCUUAUAAGAAUUAUGAUUAUUCAGAGCCAGGAAGACACAAUGAGCAGCCAGGCCUGUGUGGCCUGAGCAACUUGGGGAAUACAUGUUUCAUGAAUUCAGCAAUUCAGUGUCUGAGCAACACACCUCCUCUUACAGAGUACUUCCUCAAUGAUAAAUACCAGGAAGAGCUGAAUUUUGACAAUCCUUUAGGAAUGCGAGGUGAAAUAGCAAAAUCUUACGCCGAGCUUAUCAAGCAAAUGUGGUCAGGAAAAUACAGCUAUGUUACCCCAAGGGCAUUUAAGACACAAGUGGGACGAUUUGCACCACAAUUUUCUGGUUAUCAGCAACAAGAUUGUCAAGAGCUGCUGGCUUUUCUCUUGGAUGGUUUACAUGAGGAUUUGAAUAGAAUUAGGAAAAAGCCUUAUAUUCAGUUAAAGGAUGCGGAUGGGAGACCAGACAAGGUGGUUGCUGAAGAAGCUUGGGAAAACCAUUUAAAGAGAAAUGAUUCCAUCAUUGUAGAUAUAUUUCAUGGCCUUUUUAAAUCUACCCUAGUUUGUCCUGAAUGUGCUAAGAUAUCUGUAACCUUUGAUCCUUUUUGUUACUUGACACUUCCAUUACCCAUGAAAAAAGAACGCACUUUGGAAGUUUAUUUAGUCAGAAUGGAUCCACUUGCAAAGCCUAUGCAGUACAAAGUAGUUGUUCCCAAAAUUGGAAAUAUAUUGGAUCUUUGCACAGCAUUGUCAGCUUUGUCUGGUGUUGCUGCAGAUAAGAUGAUUGUUACUGAUAUAUACAAUCACAGGUUCCACAGGAUAUUUGGCAUGGAUGAAAAUCUAAGUAGUAUUAUGGAACGUGAUGACAUUUAUGUAUUUGAAAUUGCUAUCAAUAGAACAGAAGAUACAGAACAAGUCAUAAUUCCUGUUUGUUUAAGGGAAAAGUGCAGGCACACUAGCUACAGCCAUAGUGGUUCUUUACUAUUUGGUCAACCUUUUCUCAUAGCAGUGCCUAGAAACAAUACUGAAGAUAAACUGUAUAAUCUGCUGCUGCUAAGAAUGUGCCGAUAUGUAAAAACAUGUACUGAAAGUGAAGACACUGAAGGUUCCCUGCACUGCUGUAAGGACCAUGGUAUCAAUGGUAAUGGCCCAAAUGGAAUACAUGAAGAAGGAUCUCCAAGUGAAAUGGAGACAGAUGAGCAAGAUGAUGAAUCCAGCCAGGAUCAGGAGCUUCCCUCAGAGAAUGAAAACAGCCAGUCAGAAGACUCAGUUGGGGGUGACAAUGACUCUGAAAAUGGAUUGUGUACUGAGGAUACUUGCAAAGGUCAACCACUCACGGGACACAAAAAGCGAUUGUUUACAUUCCAGUUCAAUAAUUUAGGCAAUACUGACAUAAACUACAUCAAAGAUGAUACCAGGCAUAUUAGAUUUGAUGACAGACAACCUAGGCUUGAUGAAAGAUCUUUCCUUGCUUUGGAUUGGGAUCCUGAACUGAAGAAGAGAUAUUUUGAUGAUAGUGCAGCAGAGGAUUUUGAAAAACAUGAAAGUGUGGAAUAUAAGCCUCCCAAAAAGCCUUUUGUGAAAUUAAAAGAUUGCAUUGAGCUGUUCACAACAAAGGAGAAAUUAGGUGCUGAAGACCCUUGGUAUUGUCCAAACUGUAAAGAACAUCAGCAAGCUACUAAGAAGUUAGACUUGUGGUCGCUGCCCCCUGUACUGGUAGUUCAUCUGAAGCGCUUUUCCUACAGCAGAUACAUGAGGGACAAGUUGGAUACAUUGGUUGACUUUCCAAUAAAUGACUUGGACAUGUCAGAGUUCCUUAUUAAUCCCAAUGCAGGGCCUUGCCGCUACAACUUGAUUGCUGUCUCCAACCACUAUGGAGGAAUGGGAGGAGGGCAUUAUACUGCCUUUGCGAAAAAUAAGGAUGAUGGAAAAUGGUACUACUUUGAUGACAGCAGUGUGUCCACUGCAAGUGAGGACCAGAUAGUGUCCAAAGCAGCAUAUGUGCUCUUCUACCAGAGACAGGACACAAUCAGUGGAACUGGCUUUUUCCCACUUGACCGGGAGACUAAACAAGGUGCUUCAGCUGCCACAGGCAUCCCACUAGAAAGUGAUGAAGACAGCAAUGAAAAUGAUAAUGAUAUAGAAAAUGAAAAUUGUAUGCACACUAACUAAUGGGAAGAACUAGAAGCCAUAAGAGACUCUCUUACCGGGGAUAUGGAUUGAAAGAGUGAAAAUGCCCACCAAAUUAAGAAUAAAAAUCUGAGAUGGGGAGUUUCAGAUAAUAGAAUGUAAAUCUUUAUUACAUUUUAACAUGUGCAGUACUUGAAGUGAAAAAUAAAAACUUAAACAGAAA
Molecule: messenger RNA, 3191 nt
Organism: Hirundo rustica (Barn swallow)
Lineage: Eukaryota; Metazoa; Chordata; Aves; Passeriformes; Hirundinidae
Gene: USP15
Product: ubiquitin specific peptidase 15
Exons: 22
Coding region: 65-3010 (981 amino acids)
Biological process (GO): protein deubiquitination
Molecular function (GO): cysteine-type deubiquitinase activity
Source: RefSeq, a predicted model, not a curated record